GUGUUUUCUCAUUUCCGCUUCCCCUUUCUGAGCCGGCAACAGCAAUUUCAUGAGGACAGAGAGAAAGGUACAACAUGCAAUAUGAUACUUUGUCACUGUCCUCACUCAGGUCCCCAUACCUGGGAAGGGCUUGGCCGGGCUUUGACAACCGCUUCGCCUCACACGCUGCUCUCUACCAGCAGACAGCUCUCAGAAGAACAGCAUUACGUGGCGGGAGGCCCUGAAGUCUGAGCCAGGGCCAUGGAGGGCUCUGUGCUGAGCCCCACGUCCUGGGAGAAGAGGCGGGCCUGGCUCCGGCAGAGCCGCCACUGGCAGACCCAGGUCUUGGAAGAGGAGGCCGGGGCUGUCCUGCAAGAUGUCUCAGAUCCUGAGCCUUCCAGCCUGGAUGACGUUUUCCAGGAAGGGAAUCCGAUCAGUAAGAUUGAAGACUGGCUACAGGACUGCGGGUACUCUGAAGAAGGGUUUUUUGAGGAAACAGGACAGUCAGGCUACAGUGGGUGCCUCAGCCAUGGAACCAGCUUUGAAGAUGAUUUGACCCUAGGAGCAGAGGCCACACUGCUGGCCGCCCAUGGCAAAGUCUUCUCCAGGUGUCUCCUGGAGACAGCCCGGCCCUUCCAGCUACUGGAUCUUGGCUGCAGUUUGGCUUCCAGCAGCAUGACCAGUGGGACCAACAAGACUAGUUCAAGCAUCUCUGAGAUUCUGGACAAGGUGCAAGAAGAUGCAGAAGACAUCCUCUUCAGUCUGGGCUUUGGCCAAGAGGACCACAAGGACAGUUCUCGGAUUCCUGCCCGAUUUUUCACUACCCCUUCUCAGGCCAAAGGCAUUGAUUUCCAACUCUUCCUGAAGGCCCAGGUGCGGAGGGUUGAGACGGAGGACCCUUGCCUCAUGCUGGCCAGCAGGUUUAAGCAGGUGCAAACACUGGCCGUCACUGCUGAUGCCUUCUUCUGUCUCUACUCCUAUGUGUCUAAGACACCUGUCCAAAAGUUCACACCAUCCCACAUGUUCUGGAACUGCAACCCUGAUGUGCCAUCCAUCAAGAUUCUGGCUCCACAACCUGAACCUCUCUCACCCAGAGACCGCCUCCGGAAAGCCAUCUCCAAGAUGUGCCUGUAUACAUGUCCCCGAGAUCGGCUAUCAGCACCCCAUAAUAUCACAAAAAAGAACAGUUUGGACCAAGUGGUAUGGGAAGUGAUGGACAGAGUGAAAGGAGAUAAACUGGUCUUCCAACAAGACCUUGGGUUUGGGCCAGGCUCAGAGGAAGAUCCUGUUCCUCCCACCAGGGACACAAAGCUGCCCACUUCUUCUGGUCCAUGUGCCCUUUGCCAUAAAGAGGAAACACAGCAGGGGAUAUCCACAAUGCAAACACCAUCACAAACUCUGGAUUCGAACCCGGAGGCAACCUGUUGCACACAUUCUUUGCCCAAAGCAGAUCUACAGUGGAGCACAGACCCUGCACAGGUGAAGAGAGAGCUGUGGGGUCUACAGGCCACCAGUAAGGAAGUCCAUUUAGCCAAGGAUGCAACUUUCUGGAAAAGAAAGAGCAGAGCAAGAAAGAGCCUGUUUCAGGAGAAUCCCAUGAGCAGGAUGGUUAAGUCAUUGGACUUGUCCAUCAUCCAGCAGAGCCAAGAGCGCCCAGCACUGCACCCAUCUCUAACCCAGCAGCUGCAGGACACUUGUGACUUGGAGGACAUGAGAGGGUUGGGGGCAGGAGAGAGGCUGGCAGAGAAAGGCUUUGUAUUCUUGCCAUUGGGUAAAGGGAAUCCAGGCUCCCUGUCCUUGCCAGAUAUCCCAAUUCUUGAACUACAUUCAGAAACUUUUGGGAGUAGGUUAAUGGAGAAGGAUUAAUAGGUGUGAUUUCUUAAGAGCAUCCAGGUUUCCAGAACUUUUCUAAUUCCUCAUCUGAUCUGAUCUUCACUGAAGUUUCUCAUCAAGCACACCUGUCUAUCAUUUGUGGGAUCAGCACAAGAGUAUAAAUAGAGGUCGAUUAUACACUAAGCUAAACACUAUGAAAUAAAGUAUGUUCUCUUCUACAUCAAUAAAUAUGUAACCAUAAAGA
Molecule: messenger RNA, 2056 nt
Organism: Felis catus (domestic cat)
Lineage: Eukaryota; Metazoa; Chordata; Mammalia; Carnivora; Felidae
Gene: TESPA1
Product: thymocyte expressed, positive selection associated 1
Exons: 9
Coding region: 241-1845 (534 amino acids)
Molecular function (GO): signaling receptor binding
Source: RefSeq, a predicted model, not a curated record